Molecule: messenger RNA, 2635 nt
Organism: Elgaria multicarinata webbii
Lineage: Eukaryota; Metazoa; Chordata; Lepidosauria; Squamata; Anguidae
Gene: LRRN4
Product: leucine rich repeat neuronal 4
Exons: 5
Coding region: 190-2526 (778 amino acids)
Cellular component (GO): voltage-gated potassium channel complex
Molecular function (GO): voltage-gated potassium channel activity; transmembrane transporter binding; potassium channel activator activity
Source: RefSeq, a predicted model, not a curated record
AAACCGUGGUUUGGGUGGGAGAGGGCAGGGACCAAGAGAGCAGGCAGGGUCUCAUGCUUUAGCUCUGAAUCACUAAGAUAAAGUAUAAAGCAAGUGCUGGAGAAUUCAGGGGCCCUGACAAUGAACAUCUCCCCAAGAAACACCUUGCUGGGCUUCAUCUUUUAGUGGAAGGUGCAUAAAAGGACCAGAAUGUUCUGCCUCUUCCUUGCCUACCUGGUUCUGCUUGGAGGGGAAGUGCCAGCCAGGCCAAUAGAGGAAACUGGUCCUGUUGCAAGGGGAGAUGUGAAAGGGAUUUUCCAACUGCUUAAGCAGAAUGUUUGGGAGGAAAAUGUCAAGCUGACUAACCUGUCCUGCGGGGAGCAGAGUAACCAGACCUGGACCAUAUUGAGCCUGAAAAACCAAAGUCUGGCUUCCUUCCCUGCAUGUCUGCCUGAAAGUCUGGCGCAUCUGGAUCUCAGCAACAACCUCUUGCCCCAAUUGCAUGGCCAGGAUGUGGCCUUCCUGCCCAAGUUGCAAGUCCUCACCCUGAGGCACAAUCAAAUCCAACAAGUGACGUGGACAACCGGGAGCCUCAGCAGCCUCCAAGUCCUGGACCUGAGCUUCAAUUUGCUGUCAUCCGUGCCUGCGUGCAGUGCCUCCACGUGCCUGGACAAUCUCAAGUGGUUGUCUCUAGCUGGAAACCCCAUCACUGAAGUCCAGCCCUUGGCUUUCUCCUGCUAUCCCCAGCUGCAUUUCCUGAAUCUCUCUUCCACUUGGCUGGGAAAGGACAGCAAAGAGGCGAUUAGGGAAUCUGCCUUUGCAACGGACUUUCUGCACGUUGGAGACUCCACCAAGAGUGCUGGGAAUGUUCUCACUGUGCUUGACCUGAGUGCAACCUUUCUGGAGAGGAUUCAUCAAGACUGGAUCAAAGAUCUGCCCAGACUCACAUCGCUGUAUCUAACAAGAAUGAACCGGCUGCGAAGCCUUGAUGCGGAUGCUUUCUUGCAUGUGCCCAAGCUGAAAGAACUGGACUGCAGAGAUUCCCAUGCGCUAAGUCUGGUGAAAACGGAGGCAUUCAGCCACACACCACAUGUGGCUUCCCUCAUAUUCCAAAACUGCAACUUGAGUUCUUUCACUCCGUGGAAUCUUAGCUCAUCAAGCCACCUUGUUAUUAACCUCUAUGGAAAUCCGUUGGCCUGCCAUUGUGCGAUUUCCUGGCUGCUUGCCAACUCAGACCAAAUAAUUCUACAGAGGGUAUCAGAAACUACGUGCUACCCAUCCCCAGAAGAGAGAAUAGGAUCUGUAUCUGGACCUAUGCUGCUGUCUGAGCUCUAUGAGGAGUGCAAAACAUGGAGAAUUGCCCAUUCAACCCCAGCAUUGACUCUGGGUGAACUUUACAGUACAUCUUCCAGUUUUGCCACAGACACACUGUCAGACUCCAGUGUUUUGCCUCACGAAUGGGGCAGCAGUUCUUUUGCUCCCCAGAGCACACAUUUGACUUGGGAAGACACCACAAAACAGAGUCCAACCAAGGCGGGCAUUCUUGUUUACAAAAAGGAAGCCGUUUACGGAUCUGCAGACCACCCACCAUCCCUAGCAGCUGUUAGUACAACUUCCUCAACAGUUCUGCAGAAACUCUCUACCGAGCAAACCCUAGUAAGCACAAUGGAAAUGGAUCAAGGGAAGCAGGAUGCCACAACAGUGAAUUCUAUUGUCUCCCCAGAAGGAACACUGCUUCACUUUGCUCUGCUCAGUCCUACAACGGAAGCAACAGAACUCAAUUCUUCCCAGGUUUCCAGUGGUUGGUUUAGCCCACAUAGCACAGCCCAUUCAGAUGAGACCACCCCGCCCCUGCAAAAACCCACCAAGGCACUUUCCUUGCCAAGUCUUGGAACCACUAACCAUCCGAUGUAUUAUAAAGAUGACUAUGACUAUGAAAAAGAGCAAGAGGAAUCCAUCAUGAAGAUUGUUGGGCUUUGUGACUAUGACCCAUGCAGACACCUUCAGAAGCCUUGCCCUGAUCUCCAGGCGUUGUCUCCUUGCUUGUGCCCAGGCAUAACUGAUGAAUUCACCGUCCCAGAGCCACCAAGGCUCCGCAAAGUCUCUGAAAUGAGGGACACUUCAGCCGAGAUCCACUGGUGUGCCCCAAGCUCAGUAGUAAGGUUCUACCAGCUCGCCUACCGCCCAAAAGGCAGCAAGAAGAAUUACACCAUUUCUGGGGAGAUUUAUGCAACGGCCAGGCGGUACACCCUGAACAACCUCCUGCCUAGUUCAACCUACCAGGUAUGCAUAAUUGCUUCAAACAAGGCAGGGUCAAGCCAGGCUACAGAACAGAAUGCACGCAACGCUCCAUGCAGCACCUUUGCAACACAGUCCAGCUACAAACCUGUCUUGGCUGCCUUGUGUGCGACAAGCGUCCUCUUUCUCAUUUCUACUAUAUUAUUGUCAGUGUGUCUAUGCAAAAAAUGUAGAGCGCCUCACACCGAGCAGUAUAGCACACAUUUAGUCUCUUACAAAAACCCUGCUUUUGAUUACUCCUUAAAAUAAGAAAGAUGAAUGAAAUUGAAAAGAAGUUGUCAUGACUGCAAAAUGUUUAACCUUUUUGAUGAUGGAAUUUCUUUUUUGCCUUCUAAAACAGCAAAGUAUAUGUUGGGGC